Molecule: messenger RNA, 2412 nt
Organism: Talaromyces stipitatus ATCC 10500
Lineage: Eukaryota; Fungi; Ascomycota; Eurotiomycetes; Eurotiales; Trichocomaceae
Exons: 5
Coding region: 1-2412 (803 amino acids)
Biological process (GO): transmembrane transport
Molecular function (GO): oligopeptide transmembrane transporter activity
Source: RefSeq, a predicted model, not a curated record
AUGGCUUCCAGUUCGCUCGAUGUCAAAAUGGCAGAAGCUCAGGAAGUUUUGCCGACUCCCGAGACUAAGGGAGUUGAGGGGAAGAAUGGUGCCUUCACAAGAGACAACGAUGUAGAGCAGGGUGUGAAAUACGAGCCCGAGGAAGGAGUUACCGCGCUGGUGGAAACGGCAACUGACCUUGUCACUAAAGUCAUCCACGUCGAAGAUGACCCGAAUAUGACUGUGGUGACCUUUCGCGUGGUUUUUCUUGGUCUUGGGCUUUCCAUCUUCGGCUCUGUCCUUCAGGAAAUCUUCUACUUCAAACCGCAGACCAUCUUUGUCUCUUUGAUUUUCUUGACUGUUUGGGCUUACAUCCUUGGUGAUUUAAUGGCGGUUCUAAUCCCGACGGAGAUCAACUGGGAAAUUGGUGGCCUCCGCAUUACUGAUGGUGGUUUCCUUCGUUUUUUGAAUCCAGGUCCCUUUAACUCCAAGGAGCACGCAGCAAUCACAAUCAUGGCAUCAGCAGCGUCGCAGUCUGCGUUAGCUACUGAGGCGCUCGCCGCUCAAUACCUCUUCUACGGAGGCUACCCGAGUAAAGCAGCCGGCAUAUUCAUUGUCCUGACAUCUCAGCUUAUUGGCUUCGGCGUUGCUGGGCUAUUGCGCGACGUCAUCGUAUACCCCACGAACAUGAUCUGGCCGAUGACGAUCCCGGUUUCUAGUUUGCUUGAAACAAUCCACAGAGACCGAAAGGAGACCAAGCGAAAGAUGCGAGUCUGGUAUGCUGUUUUCCUGGCUAUUUUCGUCUGGGAGAUCUUUCCCGAAUACAUUUUCACUACCUUAAUUGGCAUUUCAAUUUUCUGUCUUGCCGAUCAGCAUAACCUAUUCUUCACCAAUUUCUUUGGCGGAGCUACAGGAAAUGAAGGCCUAGGAGUGCUAAACAUCUCGUUUGACUGGAACUAUAUUGCACCCUUCUUCAAUCCGCUUUGGUAUCCGCUUCAAAGUACUGUGAAUACAUUGAUUGGAAUCGUUGGUUGCUACGCACUUUUCAUAGGACUAUAUUACGGCAACAUUUGGGAGGCCAAGAGCUUGCCUUUUCUCUCUCAGGAACUCUUCAAUCUCACGGAUGCAAACUCGACGACCUACAAUGUCUACAAUCAGUCUCUCAUAUUAAAUGACAAGUUCGAGAUCGAAUAUGAAAAGCUUGAUGCCCAGGGUAUCCCCUAUCUGACAGCAACCUACGUAGCCUACCUCAUCACCACAAACAUGGGCAUGACGGCUACACUUGUAUACAUGCUUUUGUGGAACUGGCACGACCUGAAGGCUGCAUGGAGCUGGGCAUCCCCGUCAAUCCUUCAAAAGGUCUUUAGUACUCAGGGGCUUUUGUUCUGGAGAAACCAGGAAACUCCUGAGGAGAGGCUACGAAGAAAGGAGAAUGACCCAACUCUAGACCCCCACUACAAGCUGAUCCUGAGGAAUAAGUACAUAGAAGUACCCCUGUGGUGGUGGACUGCCGUCCUUGCCGUCUGCUGGGCUGUUGGUCUUGGCUGUCUUUACGCAUUAGAGUCCACUUUGCCUUGGUGGGGAUUUAUACUUGCCACAUUGUUUACUUUUGUGUUCACUCUCUUCUUUGGUGCCCAAUAUGGAAUGACAGGCUUCCAAUUCAAUUUGCAACCUAUUUUUCAGAUGCUUGCUGGAUACAUGUUCCCUGGUCGUCCACUCGCUAACUUCUACUUCACUUGCUUCACGUACAAUGCAACUAACCAGGCUCAGCUCUUAGCCAAGGAUUUGAGAUUAGCUCAAUACUCGCAUUUGCCGCCGCGCAUAACCUUCGUGAUCCAGAUCGCUGGUUGUGUGGUAGGAGCGCUCAUGAACUGGGUUAUGAUGGAGACCAUUGUGUCCGCGCAGGCUCCCAUCUUGGAGUCUAUUCAGGGUACUAGUAUUUGGUCCGGACAAAACAUCCAAAUCUUCAAUACCUUAGCUAUAGCAUGGAGCAUAGCGCCCAAAAUGUUCAGUAUCGGCGCGCGUUAUGAGUGGGUCACAGUCGUGUUCCUGUUGGGAUUCCUCGUCCCUAUUCCAGCGUACAUUAUGUACAAAGUGACUGGCAACAGGCUCUGGGGCUACCUUAAUCCGUCAAUUAUUCUCUGGUUCAUGGGCAAUCUCUACGUUGGUAUCAACAGUGGUUUCACCACCUUCUUCAUCAUCGCGUUUGUCUUCCAGUGGUAUAUUCGAAAAUUCUACCCCAGGUUCUUCGUCGAAUGGAAUUAUCUUAUCUCUGCGGCAAUGGACGGUGGCACCCAGAUUAUGAUCUUUAUCCUCACAUUCGCUGUCGCAGGAGGCAGCGGCACCGCUCAUCCAUUCCCUACCUGGGCAGGAAACCCUGAUCUGUCGAAGCAUAAUACUGACUACUGCAUGGUUAAUCCAGCAAACCAGUAA